CGCACGGACUAUCAGCAUGAAGGCUUUAUCUACACCACCGUCUCCCAGACACAGGACUAAGAGAGGGGUGACCAAACCUGUGAUGGAGAAACGCAGACGGGAGCGCAUCAACCACAGUUUGGAGACAUUACGCGUUCUGAUGCUGGAGAGCACCCACAAUCAGAAACUAAAGAAUCCAAAGGUGGAGAAGGCGGAAAUUCUGGAGAGUGUGGUCGAGUUUCUGAAGAUAGGGAAGGACAAGGGUGACAAGGCUAUGAAGAGGGUGCUGUCCAGGGAGCAGAGGCCGACCUGUUCCCGCGAACACAACUACCACGAGGGCAUGAGAUCGUGCCUGCUGAGGGUCAGCCACUUCAUAGCCAGCAAAAGCCAAGAGCUGGAGGAAACCGGCAGGAGCACCGCUCAGGCUUCGUUUACGCAUCCCGAGUCCCAAACGCUCCCUCCUUCUCCCGGGUACAUUCACAAGUCGCUGCUGUACGUUCCCGGUGACUCCGCUGCUCUGUCCCCUCAGCGCCUGCCCCACCAUCAUCACCAGCUCUCUCAUCUGUACCUCACCCAGAAGACUGGCAUCCACGGUGACACCAACCAGCUGCUCUCCUCCACAGCGGUCUCCACGCACAUCACCGACCCAGUGUGGAGGCCCUGGCCUCAGUGACAGACACUUUGAGACAAAUUUUUAUUUUUGAUACUGUAGAUGGCAACACGCUGUGUAAAUAUGUAUUUUAUUGUACAGUCUUGAUUCUUUUGUACAGUGAAGACAUUUAAUAUCACACCCCAGAUGACUUUCUCUUGUUCUUUACGUACGAGACUCGUCUGUGCGCAAAAAUAUCUCGAGUUCUAUCAAAAAAAUGAAAACAACAUUUGUUUUCUUUGGUAGAAAUGGCAUCACCGGACUGCGUGUGAAGAUCUGCCGACUAUGUUACAACAUAGUGCAUUUUUUGUCUCUUCUUUCUUACUAACGAAACCAGUUACGUUCUUUGUAACACUGUAUUCUCCACUAAUGUGGAGUUUUUAUUUAGAGCUUUGUCAGUUUUAUGCGUGUAUAUCUGCCAAAGGUUUCUGACUAUUUUUAUUUUUUUGUGUUGCUGUUAUUUUUUUUUACAGCAAUGUAUUUGAUGCUACUGGGACGCGUGCGUAAAAUCCAUUUUACGCGAACGAAUUUCUCUGCUUUGACUAUUACGUGGGGAGACUGAUGUUUUUUUUUGUUUUUUUUUCUCUGACGCGAAUUUGAGACAUGAUAUAAGAAUAUUGUUUCGUAAUUGUGCUUGAUAAGUUCUCUGCCCCCUCCAUUCUCAAUAAAAGCACAAUUUCCUGACUGUUCCAGAUCAUCGGAGUGGCUUGUUUGUCGUGUGAAUAGCUUGUACUU
This is a messenger RNA of Mugil cephalus (flathead mullet), 1363 nucleotides long. RefSeq names its product hairy-related 5 (gene her5). Gene Ontology annotation, cellular component: nucleus. NCBI's taxonomy places the organism in Eukaryota, Metazoa, Chordata, Actinopteri, Mugiliformes, Mugilidae. The record is from RefSeq and is a predicted model, not a curated record. Gene Ontology annotation, molecular function: protein dimerization activity; DNA-binding transcription factor activity, RNA polymerase II-specific; RNA polymerase II cis-regulatory region sequence-specific DNA binding. Gene Ontology annotation, biological process: regulation of neurogenesis; regulation of transcription by RNA polymerase II; anterior/posterior pattern specification. The coding region runs from base 17 to 652 and encodes 211 amino acids. The transcript is spliced from 3 exons.